Messenger RNA from Trichomonas vaginalis G3, 756 nucleotides. RefSeq lists its product as uncharacterized. Lineage: Eukaryota; Parabasalia; Trichomonadida; Trichomonadidae. Bases 1 to 756 code for a protein of 251 amino acids. The transcript has a single exon. The record is from RefSeq and is a predicted model, not a curated record.
AUGAAUGCACAGAAGGCACGCGUUGCAUGUAUGUCAAAUAAGUUUAAAAACAUAAGAGAAAUAGGUGAAGAUACAUAUCAAGUGAUGCUUAAAGAUAGAUUUUAUAGAUGUGAUACAUGUUUACAAGAGGCAUUCUUCACUUUAGAUAAUGCUAAAUACUGGUAUUUGGUUUUCAUUUAUGAUUUUAUGUAUAAAUGCAUGAAUGUUAAUCGUUUUCAUUUCAUUGAAGGUGAUACUGAUUCAUCUUAUUGGGCAAUUGCUGGCGAUCCAAAUCUUCCUAACACUCAAGCAUUUCAAGCAAUUGUUACCGAUAAACAAUUUUAUGAUAAAAACAUUUUCAAAUUCGCACCUUUUGAUUUCUUCUGUUUUGAUGAGAAAUUUAAACCUAAAUUAAAGAAUAAAGCUGAAGAAAAAGCACAUGAAAAAUUAUUGGGUUUAGCAAUUGAGAAACAAGGUGAUAACAUGGUUGCUUUAUGCCCUAAGUGUUAUACAUCAUUCAACGGUUCAAUUGAUGGAAGUGAUUUUAAAAAGAUUGCACAAAAAAUGAAAGGUGUUAGUUUACGACAAAAUAAACAAUUAACACCUAAAAAUUAUUUGGAUAUAAUAAAUGAUAAAGUGAUAUUUGAUGGUCAGAAUAUUAAUUUACAACUUAAAAACGGGUCAAUGACUCGCUUAACAAUCGGUAAGACUGCAUUAACAGGAGCACACACUAAGGCUGUAUGUUGUGAAAAUGGAUGUUGUAUGCCAUUUAUUUAA